This is a messenger RNA of Pseudomassariella vexata, 768 nucleotides long. RefSeq lists its product as uncharacterized. Lineage: Eukaryota; Fungi; Ascomycota; Sordariomycetes; Amphisphaeriales; Pseudomassariaceae. Bases 1 to 768 code for a protein of 255 amino acids. The record is from RefSeq and is a predicted model, not a curated record. The transcript has 2 exons. Gene Ontology annotation, molecular function: protein binding.
AUGAUACCUGUUGAACCUAACUAUAUCCAAUCUAGAGACCAUUUGGAUGAGUAUCGGGUUGCGAGCAAGGCAGUUUCGGUUGUAUCAGCACCCCCACCACCAACUUUUACUUCAAGCCCCGAAGACAUUAUGAACGUGUCCCAUCUGGCAUCCUCUUUGUUUCAAAGGGGAGAGCUCAGAAACGCUGAGGUUCUGUACAUCCAGGUUUACAAGGCAAUGACACUCAGGGAGGCGAUUGGCGCCACGCAUUUCAGGACCCUCACAGCCAUGAACCUUCGAGCGCGAUGUCUCGCGUACAAUGGCGACCACAAGGACGCCGCGUCUUUGGCAUCGGGUACGUACGAGACAAUAGCCAGAACCCUUGGACGCCGACAUCCGUUGGCUCUGGAAUCUAUGGAUUGCUUGGUGCACAUAUACCGGGCUCAGCAUUGUUUUGCCCAAGCAAUAGCCACUGCAAAGUCACUUGUGGAGAACUCUAGAAAAACCCUUGGACCUGAACAUCCUCAGACAACCCGCGCUAGUUACCAGGUGGCGGCUUCUCACCUUGCCAACGGGGACUAUUAUACCUCAGAGUCAGGCUUCCAAGCCGUUGUUAAGUGUGCCGAGAUUUCAAUGGGCAAAAACAACCCUGAAACAUUGAAAUACACGUCAAAGCUGGCUUGCGCUCUUCUUAAAACCGGUCAAAUCGAUGAGGCCUGGGAAAUUGCCGUCAACGUAGCUAAACGUCAGGUGGUCCUCUAUUGGAAACCGCAAGUGAGUCCACACUAA